UAUCAACCUACUUCUCUCUCCAUCUCUACCACCACCACCACCACACACACCGUCAACAUGAGCUUCACCAACAUCCGCAGCGAGACCGCCGCCGGUCUGGAAAAGGCCGCCGAGAAGAUCGCGCCCAAGGGCAAGGCCCUGCCCAUCCCGGCUUUCGGUGACUUCAGCAAGGCCGCCAACGACCUCAUCAACAAGGACUUCUACCACUUGAGCCAAGCCACCCUCGACGUCAAGCUCAAGGCUCCCAAUGGCACCAACAUCACCGUCAAGGGCAAGCAGGCCUUUGAGGGUGCCACCUCCGGCUCCAUUGAGGGCAAGCAUGUUCUCAAGCCCCAGGGCGUGACCAUCACCCAGGCCUGGACCACCGCCUCCCUCCUCGACAGCAAGGUCGAGCUCGCCGACGUCAUUGCCCCCGGCUCCAAGGUCGACAUCCAGAACCUGUGGAACCCCAGCAAGCCGGCCGCUGCCGCCCAGAAGGUCAACUUCGCCUACAAACACGCCAACGUGCACAGCCGCGCCUUCGUCAACUACGGCACCCAGUCCGGCAAGAUCGACACCAUCCUCGACGUCACCGCCGGCCACGACGGCUUCCUCGUCGGCGCCGAGGCCGCCUACGACGUCCAGACCGCCAAGCUCACCAAGUACUCCCUCGGCCUCGGCUACCAGGCCCCGACCUACUCGGCCAGCUUGAUCGGCACCCAGAACCUCAGCAUCAUCGCCGCCAGCUACUACCAGAAGGUCAACAGCUCCGUCGAGGUCGGCGCCAAGGCCGGAUACGAUGUCGCGAACAAGAAGGCCAGCGGAUUGGAGUUGGCUUCCAAGUACAAGUUGGACCCUCUGUCCUUCGCCAAGGCCAAGAUCAACGACCGCGGUAUCGCCGCCCUCGCCUACUCCACCAAGCUCAACGCCGGCACCACCAUCGGCCUCGGCCUGUCCCUCGACACUAACAAGCUCAACGAGGCCGGCCACAAGAUCGGCACCUCGCUCACCUUCGAGGGUUAGAGAAAUCCAAUCCACCUGGAAAGGGGAGGCGCGCGCGUGUGUGUGUUCUUCUCAUCAUCCCCGUCUCUACCCGUCUCUCCCCGACUCUCCCCCUUCGGAUCUCAAAUCAUCGUCAUUUCCCCUUCCCCUGUCCUUCCCGUGAACUUCGGAAUCUGUCCCUUUUUUUUGUCCGUCUUCCUUCUUUUCUUGGAGGGGAGAACAAACAGGGUGAUUUGGGCGACGUCUCACGGGAACGCGUGCGGGAUGGAGAUUGUUCGAGGUCGGAAGAUUCUCAGGGGCGAGGGGAGGGACGGAGGCCGGGGGGAUGCCGGCGGACUUUCCCAUAGAGUUUCGAAGAGACACGGGCAGCGUAUGUAUGUACUCGUAUCGAUUUUUUUUUCUGUAGAAACCACAAAGGAAAAGAUAAGAGGCCUACAAAACACGCGAUUUUCUUUUUCAAG
Messenger RNA from Dissoconium aciculare CBS 342.82, 1442 nucleotides. RefSeq lists its product as uncharacterized. Lineage: Eukaryota; Fungi; Ascomycota; Dothideomycetes; Mycosphaerellales; Dissoconiaceae. Bases 58 to 1002 code for a protein of 314 amino acids. Gene Ontology annotation, biological process: monoatomic anion transmembrane transport. The record is from RefSeq and is a predicted model, not a curated record. The transcript has 6 exons. Gene Ontology annotation, molecular function: voltage-gated monoatomic anion channel activity. Gene Ontology annotation, cellular component: mitochondrial outer membrane.